UCUCGCGCUCACAGCUCCGCCCGCCGCUUCGUUUCUCUGCGCGUCUCCACUUCUCUCCGUCUACCUGUCUCUCUACCUGCCUCCUCCAUCCUUCCGUCCAUCCAUCCGUCCAUCCACCUCCCCUCCUCCGCCCCCCCUCCUCCCCACUCUCGGUGCGGACAUGCUCCCGGGGCUCCGGAGAUGAGGCUCCGAAAUGUCUCAUUCCUGACGGUCUUGUUGUUCGGGCUGUGCGGGCUGGUCUCCCUGUCCUGGUACACCGCCUUCAGCAGCUCCAGAGGAGAUGUGGUCGACAUCUACCAGAGGGAGUUUCUGGCGCUGAGGGAGCGCCUCCACUCGGCUGAGCAGGAGAACCUGAGGCGGUCCAAAGAACUGAACCUGGUCUUGGAGGAAAUCAAGAGGGCCAUUGCUGAGAAACAGGCGCUUCGAGACAUAAACCGCACCUGGAGCAGCCUUUCCGAGGAGACGAGGCUGAAGCUGUGGAACGUGAGCAGCAGUAAAAACGUGUUGCAGCUUCCCUCCAUCUUCCAUCAUCUUCCUCACCUGCUGAACAGAGAGGACAGCCUGCAGCCCGCCGUGCAUGUGGGACAAGGACGGACUGGAGUUUCCAUAGUUAUGGGGGUUCCCAGUGUGAAGAGGGAGGUCCACUCCUACCUGACUGACACGCUGAGCUCUCUGAUGUCAGAGCUGAGCCCAGUGGAGAAGGACGACUGCGUCAUCGUUGUCCUUAUUGCAGAGGCAGAUCAGCAGUACGCCAGCAGUGUAGCAGACAACCUAAAGCGCCUUUUUCCUGCAGAGAUUCAGUCAGGUCUGUUGGAAGUCGUCUCUCCAUCUGUCCACUUCUACCCGGAUUUCUCCCGACUCCGAGAGUCCUUUGGUGACCCAAAAGAAAGAGUCAGGUGGAGGACGAAGCAGAACCUGGACUACUGCUUCCUGAUGAUGUACGCUCAGUCUAAAGGAACUUAUUAUGUGCAGUUAGAGGACGAUAUCGUUGCUCGUCCAAACUACUUCACCACCAUGAAGAACUUUGCGCUGCAGCAGCCGUCAGAGGAGUGGAUGAUCCUGGAGUUCUCCCAGCUCGGCUUCAUCGGAAAGAUGUUCAAGUCUUUGGACCUGUCGCUCAUCGUGGAGUUCAUGCUCAUGUUCUACAAAGACAAACCCAUCGACUGGCUGCUGGACCACAUCAUGUGGGUCAAAGUGUGCAACCCAGAGAAGGAUGCGAAACACUGCGACAGGCAGAAGGCCAACCUGAGGAUCCGAUUCAAGCCAUCGCUCUUCCAGCAUGUCGGUACUCACUCCUCUCUGGCUGGAAAGAUACAGAAACUUAAGGAUAAGGACUUUGGGAAACAGACUCUGCAUAAAGGUCACGCCAACCCGCUGGCGGAGGUGACGACCAGCCUGAAGACCUACCAACACUUCACCCUGGAGAAGGCCUACCUGGGGGAGGACUUCUUUUGGGCCUUCACACCUGUGGCGGGGGAUUUCAUCCGGAUCCGGUUCUUCACACCUGUCCGUAUUGAGAGGUAUUUCUUUCGAAGCGGAAACAUUGAACAUCCAGGAGACAAACUCUUCAACACAUCGGUGGAGGUUCUGCCUUUUGACAAUAUCCAGGCAGAGAAGGAAGCUUUGACAGAAGGGAAGGAGAAAACACCAAAGUACCAUCGGACCGAAGAUGGAUUCAUCAGAAUAGGAACAUUCCAGAACGGGAUUGCAGAGGGGGAGGUGGACCUCUCCUUUGGGCCCCUGGAGGCCAUGCGUCUCACGGUGAUGACAGACUCACCGGUGUGGGUGAUCCUCAGCGAGAUCUUCAUAAAGAAAGCUGAGUGAUGCUCCUGCGCCCGCUCAGUGAUACCUCAGUCCGGCUGACCGUGGGCACAUCCUCUGCUGUACUGGCUCCAGUCCCGCUCACCAGACCUCACCGUGAUGCCACAGCGCCACCGUGUGGCCAGACCUCACCACUGCAGGGCUGAAAGGAUCAGACUAAACCCACAGAAAACACAGACAGACGUAGGAAAUAUGGUCUCCUGGGUUGUCCCAGCAGGACAGGGUGAAGGAGAGGCAGAAAUCUCCUGAUGAUUCUGUAUUUAUGUGUACAUACAGUAAGCUAAAUGUUAACACACUGGGAAUCGCAGAGGCUGCCUCUGAUGAACUAUCUGCUGCUUCCAGACUCUUCCUGUCUGUAGACUGUCAAAAACCGAUUUUUCUACCAACACCCCCCUGCCAGGCUGUCCCUUGAAUGCCCCGCUGCUUGGGAUCCCCAUGUUUCCCCUCCUUCAGGCGGUGAGUUGCCUUAAAGAAGAAGCAGAGCAGAUCAAGGUUACACAGAAACAUGUAGCAUCCACUCAUACCCAGAAUCCUUUGCUGCAGCUUCAAACUACUGCUGAAGAUAGAACUGAUGUUUUUCUUCUUCAGUGAAAUCUUUUCGGAUCAGUGAGGCCUUGUUGGUGACGAGCGCUCUGUCCUCCUUCACUCCGCUGUGCUCUGUCCUACUCUACUGUGCUGUAGUUUUCCAGUCCGGUGCAACAAAACAGCUUCAUUUUUCUUUGUUUUAUUCACUUCUGUGUUUCCAGCAAAGACAUCGUCAUCUGUCUCUGAAAGGCUCGUGCUGCUUUUCGGCUAAUAGGAAGAAAGUUUCUAAUAAAUUGUUCCCUUUAUUUUAAUUUUUUAAUCUAAUUCUUUUCCCUCAGAUGAAGAGUAGGUGCCUUCAAAUCCUAUCGAUUUUCUAUCUUUUUUUUUUAAGUGUGUAAAACCAAAAACAUUUUCUAAAGCCUGCGAGGAUCUGAUAAAACAGCAGACCUGAUCUGGAUCUGUACAGCCCUAGAGAUGAGUCAGGGUUCUUGCGCAGAUGACUUUGUGCAUUCUUUUUAAACUUUGGGUGGUGGAAAAACUUUGUUUUCACAUUAUGGUGAUUUUUCUCACAUGUUUUGACCAUGUGUGUAAACAGGAGAUGAAUGAAUCCACAGAUCAGGAGGGUGAGCUGCUUUAAAUAAAACAUAAACUCACCUGAAAACAGAUUGUAAAUUUUUAAAGUUCUAUAAAUCUCAACAAUAAGCUGUUGGUUCAUGUAUUUUGGUGUGUGAAGCUCUGCUCUGACUAUUUAUUGUGUUCUCAUUCACACAAAUAACUCAAACGUGUGAACUAGAAGGAAAAGUAAUAUGAAAAAAUUUACUGUUAUUUGUUAGUUUAAACAUUUAUUUAACAAAAAGUCAGCUGAAAUGACUGUCAUCAUCUUCUUCAUUGUUUUUUAGAAAGCACAACCAGAAGUAGAACAUGCAACACUCAGUAGACGUUGGAUAGAGUCUUGUUUCUAUUGUGUUCCAUCCGCUUCCUGUUGAUUGUUUCAGUUUUCCAGAGGAAUGUGUGUCCAUUCCAGUGCUCUACAGUCCGUGGUUGUUGUUGUCUUCAUGAUGCUCCAAACUUCCUGCUGGAAGGCGUUCAGAAUGAGGUUUGACAUCGUCCUGCUGGAAUAACCACGGACCUGCUGGGAAGAGAUGUCACCUUGAUGGGAGCAUAUGUCUCUCCAGAACUCCAACAUCCACGUCUGCAUCAUUGAUGCCGUCACAAUGAUUAAUUCCUCCAUGGACACUGAUGUCCUCCCUACCAUCACAGCUUUCUCUGAGAACUCCCGGGAUGAUCUUUCUCAUCUUUGGAACGUAGAAGCAGAUGUCAGUUUUUCUUAAAAGCAGCUGAAACAUGAACUCAUUCGUCCACAAGUCAUGUGUCCACUGUCUUUCUGUCCAUCUGAGAUGAGCUGGUGUCCAGAGAAGUCGGUGCUGUUUCUGCCCAGAGUUCAUACUUUUCUUCGUCUUUGUAUAAUCCAGUUUCAGAUUCUGGUUUUGGAUCCAGUGGUGGACUGUGUUAAGAGAAGGUGGUUCUCCUGGUCCUCCUGACUCCAUGUGUCUGUAUUGAUCAUGGUGUUAUGAUGGAUUCUGUCCUUGUCCUUUCCACUCUGAGAUUCCAGACUCCCUGAAUCUCUUCCCAACAUUCUGCUCUGUAGAUGCUGAAAGACCGAAGUUCUUUACAAUCUGCCAUUGAGAAAUAUUUGUUGAACUCAUUGAUGAUUCUCUGAUGGAAUUUGUACUCAAGUGAGACAUGACCCAUCCUUACUGGAAAGACUAAACUUUUGGUGGAUGCUUCUUUUAUACCCAAUCCUGACACCCUCACCAAUCACCAGUUAAUCUGCUGGUUGGAGAAUGUUCCAGAACCACGUUACUGACUAUCCUAGAACCUCUUCUGUCUUUUUUUGACUCCAGAACAACUUUUACUGAAUGUGAUGCUGCUUCAGGGUCUGGAUUUGUUCUGCAGGUCCUACAGGUGUAAAUCACAGGUUUGAUCAGGCUGUAGGUUUGAUUUUGACUUUGGUAGAGACGGUAAAAGUGGUCGACAGAGGUUUUGUUGCACUUAUGAUAGAUUUUUUUUGGAAUAUGUUGUUGAGUAGAUAUCUGAACAGAAGUUCAUAGUGCAAAAUAUUCUAUUCAGGGAUUGACAAUAAGUUUGUUUUUUCUUUGUCUUUAUUGAAUACAGGAUUUCUUUACUUACUUAAUGAAUUCUGUCAUUUUCGGAGUUAAAGCCUUCUGUUUGCAUACUAUUUGUUUCACAAUAAAAUUGUCCAGACAAGAAAGCAAUCAUUAAAAUAACAAAUGUAUUUUAAAUACACAAUAUUUAAAUUCAUUAACUUAUUGAAGGAAAAUGUGACCAUUAACAGACAGAAUUUCCACCACAGUGAUAAACCAUUGCCACAAAAUACAGCAUCAUCUUAAUCGCUGUAAUAAUUUUUAAAAAGAACAUUUCUGUGAUCACUUUGACUCUUGCAUAAAAUUAUGACAUUGGAGGAAAUGUUAAUGUUUACAUAAUUUAUUUGUCACACAUUUUAUGUUGAAAUUAUCAUUAUCCAUUUCUGCAGGGAUCUGUGCCUAACCCUAACAAAAAUGCCUUUUUAGUCUGUACAAUGUUAUGUGAAGGUCAGGUGGACACUUCAGUAUGCCAUAAUGGCUAAGGAGGAUAUUGAUUAAAUUUCAGUGACUCUUGUUGCCCAAGUCUCAGCUCUUGAGCACUGAAGCUCACCCUCCUCUUCACGCUGUCUCCUUUCAUCUGUCUGAACUGCCUGGCAGCUCUGACAAAUAACACAUUGAUAUAUGCCAAGGAAACAUGUUUUUUGUUUGUUUUGUUUUUGUUUCACUUAGUGACUAUUAUUAUCCUCCGUAUUAAUGACUCAGUUGCAGAUGGAAAAUAAUUUCUUUGUGACUUCAAUUUUUACGUUGACUCUCUCUAGAAAAACUCCACCUUUGUCCACUGUUUUUGUUUUCUCCUGUAGUUGUGACUGAAGACACAACCAUCCAUGUCAGUGCUCUCUGACAUUAGCCAGAAACACUAGCUUUGUCAAAAAAAAUUAGGAUAGCCAGUCAAAUUAGCAAAGAAAUGAAGCGCAGAAAAGAGCGGAGCCAAUCAUAUGUGCUGAAAUGGGUAUAAGGAAGGACUUACAGCACCGACGAUGCAGGGAGCAAGCACGGAUCAGCUGUUUGUGUGACGGAAAUGAUAGGACAACUCAAAAGUUGCUGGAUAUUGGUAAUGACAUGGCUCUACCAUCCCUAUCCAAUUCUACACUCAUGGGAUAUGAUAUCUUAUCAGUUCAGUGGAUUAUAUCAUAAAUUCUGCCCCGAUACAAUUUUGAUUCAGUUAAAUUUAGGAACCAGCAAUCAAUAAAAUGUAAUUCAGUCAAAUCAUCAAAAAUUAUUGAUAUUUUAACAUCUGACCGGAAUUUUCAAUUUGGAUUUAUGAACGUUAAAUAGGUGUAUGGAUGAAACUCAGCCCUCUAAACACCAUGAAGCUGGUCAGUGAAGACACCGAGUCUUUUCUUUGAAUGUGUGUCUUUUAAAUGAAGGUUCAGUCAAAUAAGCAAAGUACAGACUAAAGUUUUUAUUCAUUUUAGAAAACUUACUGACCUUGUUGGAAUUGAGGUGUGGACAUAACAUUCACAUUAACUCACAACAUAAAGCACCAGUUAUUUAUUUAGUCUCCUUUAAAAUAUUCUUUAUUCUCCUGAUGAAUGAGCCUCUCUGUUCAGAUGCAUCAGUUUUAUGUUCGUAAGGCUUUACUCAUCCAGAUGUAAUGCAAACAAGAUCAGAGCUUGAGUCUUUGGAGUUUAGGAUACAAUUGAGGUUAUUCAUAUAUUUUUUAAUCAAGCUCUGUCCAAAGCUCACAAUAAGAACAUUAAAGCUGAGGUUUCUUAAAAAGCAGCAUCCUGAGAGCUGAGACAACAAAGGUAAGAAAGUUCUGUUGCAAGACCCCUCAGUGCUGCUCUGUGCAGAGCACCAUUUAAAUGGAUUUACUAUUAGAAGUAAUGAUUCUGUUAUUAUCACAUGACUAUAAAUGUGCAUUUGAUAAAACCAUGAACUUCUUUUUCUAAGCAACCAACUUGAGGUGCUGUAGAGUAGCAUGUAGCCACAUUCUGAAUUAAUGAAUCUGUGAUUAAAUCUGUGUGUAAAUAAGUGUAAUCAGUGUAAAGAUCCAAUCUGCAUCAAUUCCUUUCUCAAGUCAGUCAUAAAUAUAGAAAACUGAUGGAUUCCUGAAAUGAAAUCGAGGGGUAUGCCUUCAUCUUCCUCCAAAAGGUCUGAUGUGCAGCCCUUCACAUUAACAUUCUCUGAUCGGCAAAGUCAUUUCUAAUCAAUGCAACAGCCUUUAGACCGAAACAAGCAUCUACGAGCUUGUUCAACAAAUGUUCAUGGUUCACUGUAAAACAUAACUUAAGAAAAUCCACAAUUAAGGAAACACAAUGCUGCUUUAUGUCUAACAUGAUAAACAGGUCAUUUGUGACAGAACUGUGACCAGAUCUGAAACCAGAUCACAGAGGACGUCCUAAAUAACAGGAGCUGCUCCUAGAGCUGUUCAGCACUCAGUUGAAUCAGAAACAUUUUUAUUAAAAUUAUUUACCUGUUUCGCCUGCGUCUACCGAGUAAACUGAGAAUAAAGUGUAAAAGAAAACUCCACAAACAACACAAACCUUUUCAGCUCUUUGUUUUAAGUAGAUCUGAAGUUGUGUGAGCGUUUAUAUAUAGUUAGAGCUACUUUCUUCAGCUUUGUCUCACAGUUAGGCUGAAAACAUACAUGCAUAUUAAAAGGUAACCAGUUUUGUUGCAGUAUAAUUGCUCAUAUUCCUAGUGUACUUCACUUAUUACUGGAUAUUUCACACUUUUAAAAACUCAGACACUGUAGAAUUACUGAUUUUUUUAAAUGAAACAAUAAACAUGGUUGGUUAAUUUUGAGAUCAAAGCAGAAAAUAGAGGCGGGAUCCUAUGGCAGUGGUUCUCAAACUGGGGGUCGGGACCCCCAUGGGGGUUGCGAGAUUAUUUCGGGGGGUUGCCAGAUAAUUGUAAAAAUAUAUAUAGCCUACAUUUAUAAAAUAAACUGUUUUUUUUACCAGGGCUGUCAAAAUGAAACCAUUAAUGAAGAGAAAAAUCUUUUAAAUUUGUGCCUUAAUUUUUUAACACGUUAACACAUAAACAACAAGGUUAGUACUCAUGUCAUAUUAAAAAUCUGAAUUUGACAUUAUUUCCACAAGAGAUGCCGAUUUGGGGCAUGCCUUGUCACAGCAGUGAACCACUUUGAUAAAACUCUGCUUUAUCCUCCUUAUUUUUGAAGAUUAUGACAGGUUGACAUUUAGAGGAUGCUGCAAGAUCAGACGUUUAAUCACUAAGUUGUUCGGAGGAGGGUGGCGCGAACAACAGUGUAUUUUAGCUCUAAAAGUUUGAGAACCACUGUCCUAUGGUACAGGAAAGCCCUGAACAAAGCGUGCUGUACCUUGUGUUCCAUUUUACCGCUGUUGACCUUGUGACCUUACAUCCAGGUAAACUGGUCCCUACACUGCCCCUACUGGUUACUUACAUAUUGCAGCUUGCGCUUCGCCAAUUAAUCUGCUCUCAGUGAUCCAUGUGUGCAAUUAUUUCAUCAAUGGGAACACAUUAAAAAUGGGAACAAUUUAUUCAAACUUUUCUCCUGUCAGACCCAGCUCGGUCUUUUGGGGCAGUCUCAUUCACAGGAGUUUGAACUGAAAACGAACUUCAGGUUUUCAAAUGUGAAGUAAGCUGAGAGUCCAUGAGGCUUUGCGGUGAUUAGUGAUACUCAGCUACAUACACAACAUUAACUUUUAUUUUAUUUUAUUUCUUUUUGGAAGAUGCACUGGAAUGCAUUGCUGUAUUCUUGUUUCAGUCUUUUGUAUCCUUUAGAUAAAGUAUUUAAAUGAGCUUAAACUUCUAUUCAAUCUGUGGAUUGUAAUAAAGACAGAAAUUCAAAGUA
Molecule: messenger RNA, 8289 nt
Organism: Melanotaenia boesemani (Boeseman's rainbowfish)
Lineage: Eukaryota; Metazoa; Chordata; Actinopteri; Atheriniformes; Melanotaeniidae
Gene: mgat4b
Product: alpha-1,3-mannosyl-glycoprotein 4-beta-N-acetylglucosaminyltransferase B
Exons: 15
Coding region: 181-1824 (547 amino acids)
Biological process (GO): protein N-linked glycosylation
Cellular component (GO): endoplasmic reticulum-Golgi intermediate compartment; endoplasmic reticulum; Golgi stack
Molecular function (GO): acetylglucosaminyltransferase activity
Source: RefSeq, a predicted model, not a curated record